Messenger RNA from Symbiodinium natans, 858 nucleotides. The record is from the annotation of a GenBank genome assembly. NCBI's taxonomy places the organism in Eukaryota, Dinophyceae, Suessiales, Symbiodiniaceae.
AUGGGUAAGAAACCACACCGAGACCAGAAGAUCAAGCGAGCGCUUAUUCAACCACGACCUGCAUCGCUGAGCCAGCGUGUGCGUGAACUUGGCCAUGACAUUCACGGGGUGGAUGAUGCUGGUAGAGAGUACGGCAGCCUAUCAGAACUUUGGCUAAUACAAGGGCAGCAGCGUGACAAGUUUUACAAAGUGAAUGCAGAUUGGUGGGUGAAAGGCUACGAAGGCCGUGUGUCUCUUGAGGGCACGAUGAUCGGCGAUGAGGCGAGCGAGGAGGACGUCUUGCAUUCCCAAGACUUUCUUCGCAAAGCAUUGAGCCUCGCAUGCUUCGCAUCGGAGGAGGGCUUGACUCAGCCUUGCUCGGCUCUGGACUGCGGUGCUGGCAUUGGAAGGGUCACGAAGCACGUGCUUCUCCCGGCGGUCUGUGGCAAUGUCACUCUUGUGGAUCAGUCCUUGAAGUGGUUGCAGACUGCUCAGAAGUAUUUGGCACACGCAAAAGAUCGCUGUCAUUUUGUUCACUGUCGGCUGGAGAAUUUCCAGCCAUCCGCCAAGUUUGAUAUAAUUUGGAUACAGUGGACGUUGCAGUACUUGAUCGACGAGGAUGCUGUGUACCUUUUGCAGCAUGUGGCGGCUGGAUUGACGCAACAAGGAAUCAUAGUUCUGAAGGAGAACAAUUUGUCCCAAGACUCAGUUUCAUUUCACAUGGACACCCCUGGAAAAGAGGGUCGCUUUGACAUAACGCGCUCACCCAAGCAUCUAAGCGUCCUUGUUGAGUUGGCAGGGCUUAAAGUAUCUCACAUGGAGCUCUGGGAUGAAUGCAGCUGCUGGGUGCUUGUCUAUCCAGAUGAGGGCCCAGAUUAA